Molecule: messenger RNA, 5289 nt
Organism: Eimeria acervulina
Lineage: Eukaryota; Apicomplexa; Conoidasida; Eucoccidiorida; Eimeriidae
Exons: 29
Coding region: 1-5289 (1762 amino acids)
Source: RefSeq, a predicted model, not a curated record
AUGGCGUCACUUACGCCGCGGCACAGGUGGAUGGUGUCGCAAUUGGUUUCCUCUUUUGAUUUGACGGAAUUCGAACCGCUCGUUGAGGGCUACUUUAGAGACCAGUUUGCACCAAAAGUAGACCCCUUCCUAAAAGGAACUGCAGCUACACAGCACUUGGUCUUCUCCUACAAAGCCAGAAACACCCAGUCAGCUGCGCACUCAGACAUUCCAGGAAAACUCAUCUGCUCAGAAGGUGUUUCAGAGGAGCCAGACAGCAAGCAUGUGUACUUCAUUCGAACGGUUCCUUUCGGGAAAUCGUUGAAUCUGAACACAGCAGCAGACGCCGAGCUCCUCUUCGGUGAACUUCCAGAUAUGGCUCUCCAGGGCCUCCACACCACAUUAUCCAGCAUCUUCCUUCCUGCAGUUGAGCACUUCGAUAACUCUGACUGGAAGAAGUGUCCUCAAGAACAGCGCAGCGAGCUUCUUUCGUGUACUCGCACUUUCUGCAAGGAGUUGGGAGAGGCAAUUGACUCCCUUGCUCAUGGCAUUCAGCUGAGGAGGCCGGAUCCGAGGUUCUCUUUAGCUGAGAUGAGAAGGGAUUACACAGCAGCUGCCAAGGACCCCGAUGUGGUGGAACACUUUGAGGAACUCCUAGAUGAUUGGUGCCGGCAGAUUGAGAAAUACCUGGAAACUUCACUGGAUAAAGGAGUUUCACCCAAGUCGCGCCAAGCUGUGUUCCACACGCUUAGACGCUGCAAACAGCUCGACGUCGCCAUUACAGAGGCAUUCAACGAGGCUAAGGACAAUGUGAAGUAUUUGACAACGCUGGAGAGAUUCGUAGAUCCUCUUUAUUCUGGUACCACUCGAACCCCCGCAAGUAUUCUUGAAAGUCUUAGCCCACUGAUGAACGCAAUAACUAUGAUCUACUCUAUUUCCCGGUAUUACAACACAACUGAACGUAUGGUUGCCUUCUUUGCAAAGAUAACGAAACAGAUGAUAGCGAAUUGUCGGUCAUGGCUGAUGAGCGGCCAGCACCACGAGGCCCUAUGGGAGCGAGAGCCUACAGUUAUCAUCCCAAUGCUGGAAUACUGCUUAACGCUAAACAACGAGUACCAUGAACAGUACCGGGCUACGAGGGAAAGUCUUGUGGCGAUCCCAAAAGGAAAGCAGCUCGACUUGUCUGAACAAGAAAUCUUCAGCAGGAUGGAUCUCUUCUGCAGGAGGCUCCAGAAGCUGAUAACGAUGUACUCAACCGUUCAGCAGUUCAAGAACAUUGGUGAGCAGCGAUUUGAAGGGAUGGAUGUAUUCGUAGACCGGUUCAAGUCGAUUUUCAAUGACUUUAAAGUCAAACGCCACGACCUCCUAGACUUCUACAACAACCGCUUUGACCGCGACUUUGUGGAGUUCUCCGUUCGGAUUUCGGACCUGGAGAGCGAUAUGCUACCUCAGAUAAACAUGAUAUUCGAGACGACGUCAUCAAUCGACGAGUCACUGAGGUUGCUCCAAAAGCUGCAAGAAACAGUCUACAGCGAAAGCCUUAAGGCAGAGUUAAAGGGCAAAAUCAGCCUGAUUAUCCACCGCUACAGCGUUGAACUCGUUCAGAUUCAAGAAGAAUACGAACGGCGCAGGGCUAACCCACCGGCGAGCAAAGACAUGCCCCCCAUUCCUAACAGUAUUAUUUGGGCUCGGGACCUGUUGAAGAAGAUUGAGGACCCCAUGAAACAGUUCCAGAUGUACCCAUCUGCUCUAGCAACAAAGGAGGGAAAGCGCACAAUCAAACUGUACAACAGAGUGGCUGAGACACUAGUCGAAUAUGAACUGAGGUGGCACCAAGCUUGGACCGAGUCCGUUCAAUCCACUGCGGAUUGCUUGAACAGCACCCUACUCGUGAGGAACCCCAGUACUGGAAAGCUGUCGAUUAACUUUGACGGUGAUAUCGCGCGGUUAAUUCGUGAGGCGAAGAUCAUGGAAAGGAUGGACAUGGAGAUACCGGACAGCGGCCGGAUAGUGUUCCUUAGGGAGAAAAAGUUGAAGUGGUGCUACGACGAACUAAAGUUCAUUCUCGAUGAAUACCAAAGGGUGUCUUCGGCAAUUCGUCCGGUAACUGCAGGACUCUUACAAAGCCAUCUUGACAAUUUUGAGAAACAGCUUGAUCCAGGACUUAAUAGUUUAACAUGGGCAUCUCUAAACAUUGAAAGCUUCUUGCAGUCUGCAACGAGUGCGUUGGAGAAGCUGGACCUGCUAGUUGUGACAGUUAAUGACAUUGUCGAGAACAGGAUUGAGAACAACAUCAAGUCUUUGGGUGGAACUCUCCUAGUCGAUCUGCCGGCCCCAGGGGAAGUAAUAUCCCUUAAUCGCUUCGUCGAGAUGCAAGAGCAUCACGUUGCCAAGUCUGCGGAGCUCCUCAAUGCUCGCUCUCUGGAAAUCGAGAACGCCGUUAGAGACUUGCUUGAAGUUAUUAGCAAGCAGGCGUCGGAGCAGAAAAGCGUUCCCGCUGGCUUUAUGGAGGAAGCUGAUAAAAUUAAAUCGCAAUACGAAUGGAAUCUGUACAAAGCCAUUUUGCUUGCCACACGAAGAUCAUUUGACUUUCUAAGGCGCCAGAUGUACUCGGCGCCACAGGAUUCGGGGGCCUCUGACUGUCCAGUAAACGCCAUCUUUGAAGUUGACAUUCAACUAGACGGCACUGGGGUGCGGCUUCACCCAUCUAUUGAUGAGUUUCAGGAAGCCAUAAACCGCGCGGCGGUGGCUAUUCUCAACUGUUCAAAGUGCAUUCGGCAAUGGGGUACCCAAGAGAGGGGAGAUGGAGAAGAUACUCCCGUUUCGCCCCGGGCUAAUGGCUUUAGUUCGCGUAUUAAAGAUGAAAGGGAUAUCCAGAAGGUCCUGCUGGGAUUCUUCGGAUCUAUUCAAAACAUUCGAGACGAGGUGGCCAAGUAUUUUGUCAAAUUUGAUGUAUUCAAAUGGCUGUGGAUGGAGCCUUGCAAGGACAACUACGUGGCAUUUGCAAAACAGAAUCCGUCAUUGGAAGACUUCGAAAAGAAAUUAAAGAGUUUUCAAGAAGUCGAGACUCGGCUACUUUCAAUGGAACAAGCGAAGCCCAUUGGAAUGCUUCUGAUAAACAGUUCGGCUUUGUACCCUCAGUUGAUAGAGCUAGGUCGCCGAUGGAACAUUUAUUACCUCGGCAAGUUGCACGUCACUGCAAAGGAACGUUUAGAAGCACUAACGGAACAAAUACGGCAGGGAUACAAGGGCCUCCACCGUCCAGUGACUGAUAUAGAUGCAUUACGGCACGUUAUGGAUACACUCACAUCGAUAACCCAACAAGAAUCGGACAUAGAGGCGCAAUUCGAGCCCGUCUUUACGAUGUACAGUAUGAUUGACCGCUACCUGCCUAGCAAUGUGACUCUCAUCGACAAGGAUGAACAAGAUCAGAGGCUGCUUCUGCGUUCCUCAUGGUCGAAGCUGAUCGACGAGGCGCAGGAAGCCCAGGCGAACCUGCAGAAGAUGCAGUCGACAUACAAGCGGGAACUCAUUCUUAACAUUAAUACGCUGAAGGCUGAUUCUAAGCAGUUCCGAGAGGACUUUGUCAAAAAUGGACCGGCUUGUCCUGGAAUAAUGCCUAGGGAGGCCGUGGAACGAGUGAAACGGUUCAAGGCAGAAUGCGAUGUUCGAGCUCGCAAGCAGGAGAUCUACCAUGCAGGAGAGGAACUGUUUGGCUUCCCUCACCAGGCCUACCCAGAGCUCGAACAAACAAAGAAAGAGCUGGCGAACUUGAGCCUGUUAUACGACAUUUACGUUCAAGUAGUAGACACUAUUAAAGAAUGGAAGGAUAUUUUGUGGGCAGAAGCUCCUCCUCAAAUUCCUUCCAUGACUGAGAGAAUCCAGUUCUUUUCGGAUGCCUGCAAAAAGUUGCCCAAGCAGCUCAAGACGUCAGAUGCCUUCGCUGAACUCAAAAAAGAAAUCGACGAUUUCACAGAGGUUCUUCCACUAUUAAAAGAGCUGAGCAAGCCUUCUAUCGUGGCCCGCCACUGGAAGCAGGUUGAGGAAAUUACUGGAAAAUCUCUUGGCAUUGACAAUGAAAUGACACGUUUGCAGGCCCUACUCGAUGCAGACUUACUUCAGUAUAAGGAUGACAUAUUUGACAUUUGCGAGUCUGCCGAUAAGCAACUGGUCAUCGAAGGCAAAUUAAAAGAUAUUGAAAACAUGUGGAAAACGUGCAUGUUUGAAUUUGGCAAGUGGAAAACUCGCCUACGCUGGCCUGCAGACACGAUUGAAAGUUGGACGAAGGUACAGGUUCUCUGGACAUCGCUCGAGCCUGUCUUCACUGGAGGCGACAUCGCAAAGCAGAUGCCAGGAGAGGCAAAACGGUUCCACGCCAUUGAUAAAGAUUGGGUAAGCCAUUUCCAAACUGCACCGGCAAAAGUGUGUGGGGCGGAGAGCUGUCAAAAAUCACUAGAGUCUUACUUGGAAGGCAAAAGGAAUAAGUUCCCGAGGUUUUACUUCGUUUCCAAUCCAGUUCUCCUUAAAAUCCUUUCCCAGGGAUCUGACGCAGAAACGGUCCAGGAUGACUUGGAGAAACUGUUUGAUGCAAUUUCUAGAGUGGAAUUUGACAAAGCAGAUCGGAAAAAAAUUACAGCCAUAAAGGCUGUGGCUGGGUCGGCUGAAGAAGUUGUCCCUCUUAGCGCUCCUGUCAAAGUGGAAGGGAACAUAGAGGACUGGCUGCGCUCGCUAGAGUCUCAAAUGCAAAAAUCAAUUAGAAGAGAAUGCAAAUAUGCUGCACACGAAUCGGGGUCUAUCUACAGCCAAAUGACGCUGCGGGAGUUCUGCGACAAAUAUAUCGCCCAGGUUUGCUUCGGCUCUCUCCGGUUCAUGGUUUCACUGCUCGGACUUCAGAUGAUAUGGACAGCCGAUUGUCAGGAAGCUCUUGAUAAGAUAUCUAGGGAGCGCGACAGAACAAUAAUGGCACAGACAAACAAGGUGUUUGCCACUAUGAUGGCAGACCUAGUGCAGUGCUGUCUCUCCGACCUCGGGACCAGGCUCAACCGCACGAAAUACGAAACGCUUGUUACUAUUCACGUGCACCAGCGCGAUGUAUUUGCGGAGUUGUGGAAGAAAGUAAAGGAGCACCGGCUCAAGGACUCAAGUGACUUCGAAUGGCUUAAGCAAACUCGUCUGUACUGGAACAAUGAUGCAGAAAGUGCAUUGAUUUCUAUUGCGGACGUAGAAUUUUCGUACUGUUAUGAGUAUCUUGGGGUAAAGGAGCGCUUGGCCAUCACUCCGCUGACUGAUAGGCGAGUCUGGGCACGAUAG